AAAACUAGAACAUAACAAUAAUAUAAAUAAGGUUUUCGUUUUAAAACAUGGAGAAAAUUGCCAGUGAAACGACAUCAAUGCAUUUCUGAAUUCUCUUCCUUAGAAAAAUCUUCAUCCUUCUGACCAUUUGACUCUCUUGAUUUAUUUUAUUCAGAGUAGAAUGGUGUCAUUCUGAUGCAAUUAUGCCGAAUGGUUAUUCCUACAAUUCCUGAUCAUAUGAUCUCAAUGUGAAAUUUUUAGUGCUCUCCCAGUAAAGGCUCAAGCAUCCCUAUUGUUAUAAUGGGACAAGUCUUUCUUUAAGUGAGUCCUCAUUCCAAUUUAGAUUAGGAGAAAAUCCAAUCCAAUCUGGAUUAACACUUGAAGGUAAAUAGAAUCCCCAGUGUUCCCAAAGUCAAGUUGCAGUCAGGACCUCAAAUAUGGGACUUUCUGUUUGGCUGCCGCUCAGGAUUUAUCUAGCCACUCUUUCAGCUCCAGAGAGGAAGGUGUGAGCCCCAAAGCUAGGAAUGAGAGUGAGAAAAGGAGGGAGCCUGGGGGGAGGAGGAGAAGUCAAAGCGGAACAGCCGGUGAGUGGUGGAUCCAGGUUGAAUACGAGCCCUUGGGGUAGAGUAUGGAAGUCUGGGAGGAGUCCAGAGCAGACGUUGGGCCUCUCCAGUGGCGAAGACAUUUCACGUGAUGGAGGCGGGGUUUGGGGCGGGGAAGCAGCUCAGGACCUGACUUCCUGCUCGUGGGCGUCAUAGAAGGAGGCGGCUCAUUUUGGGAAGUCUCAGUGACUGGCUAAUGUGGGAACUCUUGGACCCAGGAGAAAUCUCGAGAGAGCUGGCUGGAAACUAGAACUUCUGUACUUGAGCUCUCUCUGCCUCCUGCAAGCCGGCUCUGUAGGUGCAGGUCCCAGGCUAGCCCCCUGUCCAGGAAAAGAAGGAAACAAUAUCUGUGCAGAUAUAAUCAUCCCACACACACACAGCCUGCAGAGACCAAGGCCUAGCCCAAGCAGGGAGCCUGGAGCCAGAGGGAAUGGCCCCUGAGAACCGCACACCCCCACCCCAGGAGUUGGUGACCUUCAAGGAUGUGGCUGUGGACUUCAGCCCUGAGGAGUGGGGUCUGUUGGACCCGGAUCAGAAAGAGCUGCACAAGGAGGUCAUGCUGGAGAAUGCUGAGAACUUGCUCUCCCUGGGACUUCCAGUUCCCAGAGAAGAUUUCAUCUCCCAUGUGGAAAGAGGAGGCCUGAGGAAUUCUCUGACUUUGACAGAGCAAUCUACUCCUACUAAAUAUGAGAGAAUUCACACGGAAAAACAAUCUUACAUAUGUAAUCAAUGUGGAAAGGAUUUCCAGUGUUAUUCCAAAUUGGCUCAACAUCAGAGAAUGCACACUGGAGAGAAGCCUUAUAAAUGUAAUGAAUGUGGAAAAGCUUUUAUACAUCAUCCCAGUCUUGCUAAACAUCAGAGAAUCCACACUGGACAGAAGCCUUAUAAAUGUAAUGAAUGUGGAAAGGCUUUUACACGGAGUGACAAUCUUCAUGAACAUCAGAGAAUCCACACUGGAGAGAAGCCUUAUGAAUGCAAUGCCUGUGGAAAGGCUUUCACAUAUCACUCUUAUCUUAUUGCACAUAAGAGAAUUCACACUGGAGAGAAGCCUUAUGAAUGCAAUGAAUGUGGAAAGGCUUUCAUACAGAGCUCCAGUCUUCAUAAACAUCAGAGAAUCCACACUGGAGAGAAGCCUUAUGAAUGUAAUGAAUGUGGAAAAGCUUUCAUACAGAGCUCCAGUCUUCGUAAACAUCAGAGAAUCCACACUGGCGAGAAGCCUUAUGAAUGUAAUGAAUGUGGAAAGGCUUUCAUGGAUCACUCCUACCUUGCUGUCCAUCAAAAAAUCCACACUGGAGAGAAGCCUUAUGUAUGUAAUGAAUGUGGAAAGGCUUUCACAAAGAGCUCUUACCUUGUAGCACACCAGAGAAUCCACACUGGAGAGAAGCCUUAUGAAUGUAAUGAAUGUGGAAAGGCUUUCACAAGGCACUCCCAUCUUGAUGCACAUAAAAGAAUCCACACUGGAGAGAAGCCUUAUGAAUGUAACGAAUGUGGAAAGACUUUCACAUAUCACUCCAAUCUUGCUGUCCAUCAAAGAAUCCACACUGGAGAGAAGCCUUAUGAUUGUAAGGAAUGUGGAAAGGCUUUCACAAAUCGCUCCUACCUUGUAGUACAUGAGAGAAUCCACACAGGAGAAAAGCCUUACAAAUGUAAUGAAUGUGGAAAGGCUUUCAUGGAUCACUCCUACCUUCUAGUACAUCAGAGAAUCCACACUGGAAAGAAGCUUUAUGAAUGUAAUGAAUGUGGAAAGGCUUUCAGAAGGCGCUCCUGCCUUGUAGUACAUCAGAGAAUCCACACCGGAGAGAAGCUUUAUGACUGUAAUGAAUGUGGAAAGAUUUUCACACAGCUCAGCAAUCUUACUUCCCAUCAGAGAAUCCACACUGGAGAGAAGCCUUAUGAAUGUAAUGAAUGUGGAAAGGCUUUCAUGGAUCGCUCCUGCCUUGUAGUACAUCAGAGAAUCCACACUGGAGAGAAGCUUUAUAAAUGUAAUGAAUGUGGAAAGGCUUACACAAAGCACUACUACCUUGAUGUACAUCAGAGAAUCCACACUGGAGAGAAGCCUUAUGAAUGUAAUGAAUGUGGAAAAGCUUUCAGAAGGCGUUCCUGCCUUGUAGUACAUCAGAGAAUCCAUACUGGAGAGAAGCCUUACAAAUGUAACGAAUGUGGAAAGGCUUUUACAAAGCGCUCCUACCUUGUAGCACAUCAGAGAAUCCACACUGGAGAGAAACCUUAUGAAUGUAAUGAAUGUGGAAAGGCUUUCAUGGAUCGCUCCUGCCUUGUAGUACAUCAGAGAAUCCACACUGGAGAGAAGCUUUAUAAAUGUAAUGAAUGUGGAAAGGCUUACACAAAGCACUACUUCCUUGAUGUACAUCAGAGAAUCCACACUGGAGAGAAGCCUUAUGAAUGUAAUGAAUGUGGAAAAGCUUUCAGAAGGCAUUCCUGCCUUGUAGUACAUCAGAGAAUCCAUACUGGAGAGAAGCCUUACAAAUGUAACGAAUGUGGAAAGGCUUUUACAAAGCGCUCCUACCUGGUAGCACAUCAGAGAAUCCACACUGGAGAGAAGCCUUAUGAAUGUAAUGAAUGUGGAAAGGUUUUCCUAGAUCGCUCCUACCUUGUAGUACAUCAGAGAAUCCACACUGGAGAGAAGCUUUAUAAAUGUAAUGAAUGUGGAAAGGCUUACAUGGAUCACUCCUACCUUCUAGUACAUCAGAGAAUCCACACUGGAAAGAAGCUUUAUGAAUGUAAUGAAUGUGGAAAGGCUUUCAGAAGGCGCUCCUGCCUUGUAGUACAUCAGAGAAUCCACACCGGAGAGAAGCUUUAUGACUGUAAUGAAUGUGGAAAGAUUUUCACACAGCUCAGCAAUCUUACUUCCCAUCAGAGAAUCCACACUGGAGAGAAGCCUUAUGAAUGUAAUGAAUGUGGAAAGGCUUUCAUGGAUCGCUCCUGCCUUGUAGUACAUCAGAGAAUCCACACUGGAGAGAAGCUUUAUAAAUGUAAUGAAUGUGGAAAGGCUUACACAAAGCACUACUACCUUGAUGUACAUCAGAGAAUCCACACUGGAGAGAAGCCUUAUGAAUGUAAUGAAUGUGGAAAAGCUUUCAGAAGGCGUUCCUGCCUUGUAGUACAUCAGAGAAUCCAUACUGGAGAGAAGCCUUACAAAUGUAACGAAUGUGGAAAGGCUUUUACAAAGCGCUCCUACCUUGUAGCACAUCAGAGAAUCCACACUGGAGAGAAACCUUAUGAAUGUAAUGAAUGUGGAAAGGCUUUCAUGGAUCGCUCCUGCCUUGUAGUACAUCAGAGAAUCCACACUGGAGAGAAGCUUUAUAAAUGUAAUGAAUGUGGAAAGGCUUACACAAAGCACUACUUCCUUGAUGUACAUCAGAGAAUCCACACUGGAGAGAAGCCUUAUGAAUGUAAUGAAUGUGGAAAAGCUUUCAGAAGGCAUUCCUGCCUUGUAGUACAUCAGAGAAUCCAUACUGGAGAGAAGCCUUACAAAUGUAACGAAUGUGGAAAGGCUUUUACAAAGCGCUCCUACCUGGUAGCACAUCAGAGAAUCCACACUGGAGAGAAGCCUUAUGAAUGUAAUGAAUGUGGAAAGGUUUUCCUAGAUCGCUCCUACCUUGCUGUCCAUCAGAGAAUCCACACUGGAGAGAAGCCUUAUGAAUGUAAUCAGUGUGGAAAGGCUUUCAUAUAUCGUUCCUAUCUUGUUGUCCAUCAGAGAAUCCACACUGGAGAGAAGCCUUAUGAAUGUAAUCAAUGUGGAAAGGCUUUCUCACGGCGUGAAAGUCUUGGUAAACAUGUGAAAAUCCACAUUGGACAGAAACCUUCAAUCAAUGCUCAAAUCUUGCUUAGCAACAAAGAGUGUACAUUAGAGAAAAACUUUUGAGUGUCUGGAUCAUGGUAAAGUUUUUAAUAUAUAUUAGGCCCUGACUAGACAUGGGAGAUCCCAUACUAGAUGUAAAACCUCAUUCAUCUAAUCCAUAUGGAAAAACAUUCAGGCUCACUUCAUCCCUGAAUUACCUCCAGAAAAUUCCUAGAAGAUUGAAAUCAUGGAUAAAGACAUAAAAAAGGAGGACAGAGCUUCUUAAUCAGCAGGGAUUUUCUGCUUGGCAAGAAGUCUCCUAUGGACUUGGCCCAGGAAGAUCUUUAGCCCAGGUUCAUCUCUAAGUUUACAUCUGAAGAUUUGGAGUGGAGGGAAGACUUACAAAUGUGCCCUUAGCUAGAAUAUAAGGUUCACUAUAAAUCACAAUAUUCACACUGAAAAGAAACAUUAUACAAAAUAUUUGCAGAAAAGCUUUCACCUGGAUCUCAUCCUUUCUGUAGAAAUCUUGUUGCAGAUGAAACAUGUGAAUAUAAUAAAUGAGGGAAGAUCUCUUCCUAUAGCACAGAUCUUAUGAGACAUUGCAAGUUUGUAUUGCGUAUAAAGGUCAGAAAAAAGAUUUGAGUUUUUCUCUGAAAUCCCAAGAUUGGUAUCUAAAGAAGGGUCUUUUUGAUGGGGGGAACCAAUUGUUUUAAUCUCUUUGCUCUAUCAAUAAUGAGUAAGAGAUUUUUUAAAUCUGAUUUUACAUUGUUUUUAUUACUUAAUUUUCCUCUUCAUUCUCUUGUUUAUUUCUAAAUUCUUUAGCUUUCCAACUAUGUGAUAAGUUAUAUGUUACAUGUUCUAAUUUUCUUUUAAAAUGUCUGUGGCUUAGGUCUCCAUUUUGACCUUAUUUUGCUAAAUUAUGUUGAGUGGGUUCACGGGGAAGUGAGGCCUUUACAGAAAGCUGACCUCCAGAAGAGUGCCAUAAUUUAGGGCUACAUUUCCAGAAAAACUCCCCCUUAUACCUUGCUUAGUCUUGCACAAACCACUUUGCCACAUCAGCAAGUUUUGUAAUGUAUAGUUACUGUUCUUAAGUGGAAUAGGUUCCUAUGAGAGAUUGGGAGCCUAGUGUGAGAUGUCAUAUAAAUUCUAAUCUUGUAUUUGACAAAUAUAAAAAUUAAAGACUUGGGAAUAAGAA
Messenger RNA from Antechinus flavipes (yellow-footed antechinus), 5575 nucleotides. Its product is annotated as zinc finger protein 850-like. Lineage: Eukaryota; Metazoa; Chordata; Mammalia; Dasyuromorphia; Dasyuridae. Bases 1012 to 4464 code for a protein of 1150 amino acids. The record is from RefSeq and is a predicted model, not a curated record. The transcript is spliced from 4 exons. Gene Ontology annotation, molecular function: DNA-binding transcription activator activity, RNA polymerase II-specific; RNA polymerase II cis-regulatory region sequence-specific DNA binding; DNA-binding transcription repressor activity, RNA polymerase II-specific. Gene Ontology annotation, biological process: negative regulation of transcription by RNA polymerase II. Gene Ontology annotation, cellular component: nucleus.